AUGUCAGAGAUAUACUUCUACAAAUGGGUCGUCACCAGCCAGGUGUUCUUCCGCUCCAAGUACUGCUACGCGCUCGUCAACGUGCGCCCGUUGGUCCCCGGCCACGUGCUAGUGGUGCCCUUGCGGACGCUGGUGCUCAGACUCGCCGACCUCCUGUGGGAAGAGCUGACCGACUACAUGAACACCAUCCAGCUCAUCCACAAGUUCAUCCAGCAGACGUAUAAAGCCGACGCCCUUAAUAUUGCCAUACAAGACGGGCCCGAGCUGGGCCAGCUGGUGCCGCACCUCCACACCCAUAUCAUCCCUCGCCAUAAGGACGACGGUUGGGGCGACUCCAUCUAUAAGGCGUUGGAACAGCUGGACCUUGAGGAAGAGUAUAAGGAGUUCUUUGCCCGCAAAAAGGCUUACCGCGACCACCACGGCGCCGAGCUUGAACAGAAGGACGCCGACAGAGUCGACCGUUCCGCUGAAGACAUGGCCCAGGAGACGGAGUCGUUGCGCCGCCAAUUGAGCGCUUACAUCGCCGAUAUUGAUCGCCAGCGCCGCGAGGACGCGGUGGCGACCCACUUUGACUUUGAACGCGUUCUCCACGACAAAAGCUACUGA
Messenger RNA from Diutina rugosa, 606 nucleotides. It is a transcript of the gene HNT2, whose product is annotated as bis(5'-adenosyl)-triphosphatase. Gene Ontology annotation, molecular function: catalytic activity. The transcript has a single exon. The record is from RefSeq and is a predicted model, not a curated record. Bases 1 to 606 code for a protein of 201 amino acids. Lineage: Eukaryota; Fungi; Ascomycota; Pichiomycetes; Serinales; Debaryomycetaceae.